Molecule: messenger RNA, 1026 nt
Organism: Hibiscus syriacus
Lineage: Eukaryota; Viridiplantae; Streptophyta; Magnoliopsida; Malvales; Malvaceae
Product: triosephosphate isomerase, cytosolic-like
Exons: 10
Coding region: 87-851 (254 amino acids)
Biological process (GO): glycolytic process; glyceraldehyde-3-phosphate biosynthetic process; glycerol catabolic process
Cellular component (GO): cytosol
Molecular function (GO): triose-phosphate isomerase activity
Source: RefSeq, a predicted model, not a curated record
GAAGGCAUCAAAGCCUAGGCAAAGAUUCUAUUUCGAGAGCACUGGUGAUAUUCGUGAUCGACCAGAAACAAAAUUUUAAAUUAAAUAUGGGAAGGAAGUUCUUCGUCGGCGGAAACUGGAAAUGCAAUGGAACUACUGAAGAAGUGAAUAAGAUCGUGAGUACUUUGAAUGCUGGAGAGGUUCCUUCUCAGGAUGUUGUUGAGGUUGUGGUUAGCCCUCCAUUUCUGUUCCUUCCUUUGGUCAAAACUUCACUGAGGCCUGAUUUUCAUGUUGCUGCACAAAAUUGUUGGGUCAAGAAAGGAGGUGCUUUCACUGGUGAGGUUAGUGCCGAGAUGCUUGUCAAUUUGAGCGUUCCUUGGGUUAUUAUUGGUCAUUCUGAGAGGAGACUUAUUUUGAAGGAGUCAAAUGAGUUCGUCGCAGAUAAGGUUGCUUAUGCACUUUCUCAAGGCUUGAAGGUGAUAGCUUGUAUUGGGGAAACACUUGAGCAACGUGAAGCAGGAUCCACCAUGGCGGUUGUUUCUGAACAAACUAAAGCAAUUGCAGCAAAAAUAUCAAACUGGACAGAUGUUGUUUUGGCUUAUGAGCCAGUGUGGGCCAUUGGAACUGGGAAGGUUGCUACUCCAGCUCAAGCUCAGGAAGUACAUUUUGAGUUGAGGAAAUGGCUUCAAGCAAACGUUAGUCCUGAUGUUGCCGCAUCAACCCGGAUUAUUUAUGGAGGGUCUGUUACCGCUGCAAACUGCAAGGAACUAGCCGCUCAACCGGACCUAGAUGGUUUCUUGGUCGGUGGAGCUUCACUCAAGCCGGAGUUCAUUGACAUUAUAAAGUCCGCUGAGGUGAAGAAGAAUGCCUAAGGUCUGAUUUAAGAGUACUUGCAGGAUCUGUUACGUAAUAAGAGUUUCUUUUUAAUGAAUACCAACUUUUAAGGAAAUAAUAAUUCAUACCAGCACCUUAAACUGGAUUUUUAUGUACUAUUAUUAAUCAGUAUGUUUUACAAUUUCCCGAGCAAUGCAAUUUUUACUUGAAUAA